This is a messenger RNA of Pteronotus mesoamericanus, 789 nucleotides long. RefSeq names its product transmembrane and immunoglobulin domain containing 1 (gene TMIGD1). The transcript is spliced from 5 exons. Bases 1 to 789 code for a protein of 262 amino acids. The record is from RefSeq and is a predicted model, not a curated record. NCBI's taxonomy places the organism in Eukaryota, Metazoa, Chordata, Mammalia, Chiroptera, Mormoopidae.
AUGGCACGGAAGGGCGCUGGCCUGAAGAGAGUGUGCAGAUUUCUUCUGUUAGUGAUUUCAUUUCUGCCAUGUGAAAUGACAAGUUCUGUUUUAACUGUGAAUGGUAAAACUGAGAACUUUAUUCUGAACACUCGGAUUGGCGCCGAAGAAUCUCUGAAAUGUGAUGUUCAAAACCGCACUGGAGAUGAAGGACUUCUCUGGUACCGAGAGCAGGGGUCCGUGGAUUUGAAGGCUGGAAACAAAAUCAAUUCCAGCUCUGUCUGUGUGUCUUCCAUCAGUGAGAAUGACAAUGGAGUCACCUUUACCUGCAAAUUGCAGAGGGAUCAGUCGGUGUCCGUAUCAGUGGUGCUGAAUGUCACUUUUCCUCCUCUCCUAAGUGGAAAGGACUUCCAAACAAUUGAGGAAGGCAGUAGUGUGACGCUGGUUUGCAAUGUGAAAUCCAACCCCCAGGCUCAAAUGAUGUGGUACAAAAAUGGUAGCAUCUUGAUCUUAGAGAAAAACCAUCACCAAGUCCAACAGACAAGUGAGUCUCUUCAACUGUCAAUCACUAAGGUCAAGAAAUCUGACAAUGGAACAUACAGCUGUGUUGCACGUUCAUCUCUGCAAAUAAAGACCAAGGACUUUCACCUCUCUGUCAAAGACAGAGCUGCGACUGUACCAAUAGAACCCAUUAUUGCUGCAACUGUGGUGGUUUUUCUGACGGUGUGCUUUGGACUAAUUGCUAGAAGAGAAAGAAUAAUGAAGCUCUGCAUAAAGGAUGAAACUCCUCAAAGAGAUACAGCUUUGUAA